This is a messenger RNA of Myiozetetes cayanensis, 5145 nucleotides long. It is a transcript of the gene GLS, whose product is annotated as glutaminase. The coding region runs from base 53 to 2008 and encodes 651 amino acids. NCBI's taxonomy places the organism in Eukaryota, Metazoa, Chordata, Aves, Passeriformes, Tyrannidae. The record is from RefSeq and is a predicted model, not a curated record. Gene Ontology annotation, biological process: L-glutamine catabolic process. The transcript has 18 exons. Gene Ontology annotation, molecular function: protein binding; glutaminase activity.
CGCGAGAGGCGCGGCCGGGCGACGGCGGCGGCAGUCGGCGCGGUGGCGCAGGAUGAUGCGGCUGUGGCGCUCGGCGCUGCUGCGGGAGCUGCUGCUGCUCGGCCCGCCGGGGGCGGCCGGCGGCGGGGCCGCGGCCCCGGGACCCGCCGUCGGCACCAGGCGCCUCCCGCCGCCGCUCGCCACCCUCGGCGCCUGCCCACCCGCCGCCCGCCGCGGCCCGGCGGCGCUACCGGCGGCGCGGGGUCUGUGCACCCGCUCGGAGGGAGCCUUGGAGGAGCCGGGGAAGGGGGCGCAGGCGCCGUCGGCGGCUCCCGGCGAGCCCCCCGCCGAUAGCGGGCACAACAAUAAUCACGGCGGCAAGGAGGUGGCCGGAGGCGGCGAGAAUAAAAUGAAGCAAGGUCUCCUUCCUAGCUUAGAAGAUCUACUUUUCUAUACUAUUGCAGAAGGACAAGAAAAGAUACCAGUUCAUAAAUUCAUAACUGCACUCAAAUCUACAGGAUUACGUACAUCUGACCCUCGAUUGAAAGAGUGCAUGGAUAUGUUAAGACUGACUCUUCAGACAACUUCAGAUGGUGUUAUGCUGGAUAAAGACCUUUUUAAAAAGUGUGUACAAAGUAAUAUUGUGUUGCUUACUCAAGCUUUCAGGAGGAAGUUUGUCAUUCCGGAUUUUAUGUCGUUUACUUCUCAUAUUGAUGAGCUAUAUGAAAGUGCUAAAAAACAAUCUGGAGGAAAGGUUGCUGAUUAUAUUCCUCAACUGGCCAAGUUCAGCCCUGAUUUGUGGGGUGUGUCACUUUGCACCGUCGAUGGACAGAGGCAUUCUGUUGGCGAUACCAAAGUUCCGUUUUGUCUUCAGUCCUGUGUCAAGCCUUUGAAAUACGCUAUUGCUGUUAAUGAUCUUGGCACAGAGUAUGUGCACAGAUAUGUUGGGAAAGAGCCUAGUGGACUAAGAUUCAACAAAUUGUUCCUGAAUGAAGACGACAGGCCUCAUAACCCUAUGGUGAAUGCUGGAGCAAUUGUGAUCACAUCUUUAAUCAAGCAAGGAGCAAAUAAUGCAGAAAAAUUUGACUACGUGAUGCAGUUCAUGAAUAAAAUGGCCGGUAAUGAGUAUGUUGGAUUCAGUAAUGCUACGUUCCAGUCUGAAAGAGAGAGUGGAGAUAGAAACUUUGCAAUUGGCUAUUACCUGAAAGAAAAAAAGUGCUUUCCUGAAGGCACAGAUAUGGUUGCUAUACUAGACUUCUAUUUUCAGCUUUGCUCAAUAGAAGUAACAUGUGAAUCAGCAAGUGUGAUGGCAGCAACUCUGGCUAACGGUGGCUUUUGCCCAAUCACUGGUGAAAGAGUACUGAGUCCUGAAGCAGUCCGGAAUACCUUGAGCUUAAUGCAUUCCUGUGGCAUGUAUGACUUUUCAGGGCAGUUUGCCUUCCAUGUUGGUCUUCCUGCAAAAUCUGGAGUUGCUGGUGGGAUUCUUCUGGUUGUUCCUAAUGUCAUGGGCUUGAUGUGCUGGUCACCUCCUUUGGACAAGAUGGGCAACAGUGUUAAAGGAAUUCACUUUUGUCACGAUCUGGUUUCUCUGUGCAAUUUCCAUAACUACGAUAAUCUGAGACACUUUGCAAAAAAGCUUGAUCCUCGCAGAGAAGGUGGUGAUCAGCGGGUGAAGUCUGUGAUAAAUCUGCUGUUUGCUGCCUACACAGGGGAUGUGUCUGCACUCCGGAGAUUUGCUCUGUCAGGAAUGGAUAUGGAGCAAAGAGACUAUGACUCACGGACAGCCCUCCACGUGGCAGCUGCAGAAGGACAUGUGGAUGUUGUUAAGUUUCUACUGGAAGCAUGCAAAGUGAAUCCCUUCCCCAAAGACAGGUGGAAUAACACUCCUAUGGAUGAAGCUUUACAUUUCGGACACCAUGACGUUUUUAAAAUUCUUCAAGAGUAUCAGGUCCAGUACACGCCAUCAGAGGAUUCCAACAACGGGAAGGAGAACCGAACGGUUCAUAAAAAUCUGGAUGGCUUACUAUAAUCAUCUUCAGCUAGAUCCUAAGAAUCAAAUCACUUACUAUUUAAUUGUGGUAUACAUAAGUAAUGAAGAGCGUGUGUGUUUCUAUCUGAUAGUGGUAUAUAUUUUACAGAAGUCUCUGUUACUUCAGUGUUACGUUACAGGAGUUUCUAUACGCACAGGACAAAUCCAAUCUCUUCAAAAGAAACAAAACCAACUAAGAAUCUCCCUCCAUAAUGUGAGCAAUAUUACCUCAUGCUGCAUAUAAUUGAUGUAUAAAAAUAUUUAGCUGUUGUUGGCUUUACUGUGCACUACUUAAUUUAUUUUUGUGUUCUGUGUGAACUCUAGUCUGUGGUCAGGAAUUUUUCUGCUGAAUUUUUGUUUCUCUAGCCCUCUGUUUUCAGUAUGGCCAAGGUGAGCCAGAGUACUGUCAGGUAUGAGCGUCAGUGAGGUUUUUUUGAAAGCUGAAGAUGCUGAUGUAGAUUUAGGCUGGGUGUGUUAAGAAAGGAUCUGCACUUAUCUUUUGGAAAAAAAAUAUUUCCACACAACCUUGUUUACAUAAUAUAAAUAUCACAGAGUAUAUAGGUGACAAUUGUCAAUGGUCUAGGCUUGUUCUUAGAGAUAGUCUUGUCAGGGAAUGUGUUUAAAGGUUUGUUUGACCAAAUGGCGUAGGGGAACGUGACUUGUAACACCAGUGUGGAGUGGGGUUUUUGUUUGGAAGUGUUUCUUUCAGUUCCCUCUGUCUUGCCUCCCUCCUCUCUCCAUGUUCAGCUGCUAAAGUACUUCCCUGUGACAGGGGAAAGUGGGUGCAGGUGUUCCUUGCAGGUCUGUUUGCACUACAGCAAGCCUUGGCAAGCUGCAAACCCCCACUGGGGCUGGCAGGUGCGUCCUGGGUGGAUGCACCAGGAGCCAGCAAGGGGAAUGGAAGCACAGGAAAGGCAGAGAACCAAACCAAAUACUACAUGUAACUCUGAACUCAUUUAGGCUUGUUAUAAGGAACACGGAUGGAGUGAAACAGCUUUAAGGAGCAUAGAGCCAAUCAAAACAUGGGCAGAGCAGGAGAUAAGCCAGGUUUUGGGGUAUGUUCUCUUCUUGCACUGCCAUCAACCAGGGAGCAGGAUACUGCAUCAGUGGGAUUCUGCUGGUGCAGAACAGGAAUUCAGCACCAGGAGCACAAGUAGGUAAAUGCCUUUUGUGGUGGCAUUUAAUGUCUUGCCAUUGGAGCCAGCGUGGCACGUGCCCUGUUAUGGGAAAUGUAGAUGCAGAUAUUUGUUGUUUGCAGAAGUACAAUGUUCCCACAGCUCCCUGUCCCAUGUGCAAUUGCUUCUGCCAGUACUGUGGCAUAAAACCUCAUAAGUGAGCAGUCACUUAAGAAAUUAGCAAAACACCAGAGUUGUUGGACAUAGGCAAGAAUUUUAGCACAAGAAUUUUAGGCAAGAAUCAUUUAGCACACAGAAAAGGAGAUUGUGCUUGAGAAUUGUGUAUAUGGUGGUUUUUAUCCUAACACAUAGUGUACAAGUCAUUAGAUCUCAAAGUUCAAACUUUCUGUGUUUUGGCACCAAAAUCCUCCUGAAUAAUGCCCAAAUUCUUUCCAGAAUGGCCCAAGCACUUUACAGAGAUGAUCUGAACCACAUUAUCCUCCUUUAGCAAUGGGUACACUAAGGCUUAGAGAGAAAUAACUUCUCCAGAGCAACCCAGCAGGUCAGUAUAGUUGAGAACAGAACCUUUCUAGUUCCUGUACAGUUUCUUGUUGAUAUGCCAUACUGCCUCCCUGCAGGAGGACAAAUCACAUGGAAAAGUGCUUGGUACUCAUCACAAAUAGUGACUGUCUUCAUGAUGAUGAAAUCUUGGAAGAGUCUGAAAGUCUAAAGCCCUGAAAUAGCAUUUCGAAGCUGGCUGGCAUGGUUAUCAAACACUUUUUCUCAAGAAUCUUAACUGUUCUUAAGCUGGUUGUUUUUUUUGGCUUGGUUUUUUUUGGGGGGGGGGGGUUUGGUUUUUUUUUUUGUGAAGAUCAGCUAUUUUUCUGAAGGCUUUUAGCCCCUUCUUUUCACAUCCUGUGUCACCACCACCUCAAUUCUAACCAAGACCGAGCCUCCAGCUCUUUGUUGAGCCACAUUGGUCACUGAGUAGCACAAGGCCUCUUCUCUGCUGCACCCUGAACUAAAUUCCAACAUGUUUUCUCUGGUAACAGAUCUGUUGGCUGUAGUGUAAAGGAAUACUUUCAGAUGGAUUCUACUUUAGUAUUCUGAAUUUCUGUGCUAAUCUGACUUCUUCCAUAUUUUUUUCCCCUAUUAAAACACAUCCUGUAGCUUCUCAGAAAAAUACCUGAUUUAGCUUUAUUUAACUGACAUUGCAUUUUUCAAACUGGCAUUUUUAAAAGAUAGGUAUAUUAUAUAGUAUGCAUAUAUAAACAAACCAAAACCAAAAGGAUUUUAACUGGGUUGACAUUGAAGAUCACAGCUGUCCCUAAAGUUAACGCUUUCAUACCGCGUGCUUUUAGCCAGUCUUUAGCUUCAGUGCAUUUUUGCUGGUUAGUUUUAGUAUUUUCUCAUUGUGAGAAGAUGGAUUACUUUGUAAUGUCCAAUUCAGCGAUGCAGCUACUUAGACAUGGCGUUAUUUAUAACUAUAAAUAUAUGCAGUACAGUGGUUUGGCUGUUUAUCAUUCAUGACACCGACAUGUAGACUUUACAGUAAAUAGCUUUUGGUUAUCUUAUCCAACGCUGACUUCCUUAUGCUCCAAAGAGGAUUCCCCCACUCCUUUGUUUUUAUGUCAUAUAUGUUUCUUCUGUAUCACAACCUAAAAAGUUGUUAAGCUAACUUAAUGCUUUGUACUCAGAAAUCUUGUGGUAGUCUUAGCAUUAAUUAGCCUAUCUUUGUGAACAAACUGUAUUGUACCAGAUUUUUUUGCUUCAGAGCUGGACUAUCCGUGACUAUACUUACUGGCAGUGUACUUCUGGUCAUUGUAACUGACUGGGCUGAUCUUGACUUUAGAUUCUGUAUUGUGGGGACUAGACAGUGAUGAAUGUAUUUCUAGCGGUUUCCCAUGAAAUGAAUCUAAACUUGAGCUGUACUGGUUCUGAAAAUGAAAGUUAUUUAUUUUAAGAAAUAAAUUCCAGAUAGUGUUGCUUUUUACAGCAUAAUAAAUGGAAAUACCAAGACGA